AUGCCGACAUCCUUGAACGGUGUGAAUUUUUUUAAUCCGACCGAAGAAGAAGAGGAACAGCACACAAGCGAUCCACAAUCCGCUUCGGUUGACGAAAAAGCGAUAUCGAAGCCUGUGUUAGAUCCACUCGAAAACCUGAAAAAUUGCUCUUUAACUCCUGCAAUUGGCAGUAAUUCCAAGGUUGGAGUAGAUAUCCAAGCACUGUUAUGCAAAUUAUUUGAAGAAAGAAUAGAUAGAUCUACAAUGAACAAAUCAGUUUCUCAAGAUCUACCAACUAUAAAGGGAGGCAAUCCAUCUGAAGCAUCAUCACAACCUUCUCAAAUUAAGAGUCCUCAGGUUAAAUCUUCGGCUUCAAGAGCAUCGCAAUCAUCAGGAGCAAUGUCUGAUGUCAAGAAGCGUGAACAGCUUCAAGCGAAAAAGGUUUCGAGCGAAGCCAAAGACGAAUCGACUGAUGUAGGCAACACAAAGGAGAAACUUGAUGAUCAUAAAUUGGUGAAAGAAACAGUGGUAAAAGUUGAUUCAACUAAACCGUUAUCCAAGCAGAAUGAGGUUAAUCUGGCUAGAUCGUCUUCCAUGUGCUUAUGUGAGGCAAAAGACAAAUACCUAGCGGAAGAGGACUGCGCGGAAGAGAGUUCCUACGCUGUUUACUCGGAUGUUACAAGUGCUUUCGCGCCAAUACCAAAGCAGAAGGAAUCCGGCUUCCUGAGUCCAUUACUAAAGGAGGACGAUACACAAAGCGAUUCGAAAAAGUUCACGAAAAAUCUCAAGAAAAGAACGAAGGCUGCCCUUAAAGAAUCAUUAUUCAAGAAGCUAAAACCACGGAAAAUUUAUAGACCUCUAUGGGAGAGAACUUUAUCACCAGGGCUAACACCAACAAGGUACCGGUUAUUUCCAAUACUAAUUCAGUCACGAUUUUGCACUUGUGAUCUGAUUGGAAUAUUUGGUGGAGCAUGUGCAUCAUUUUUGGCUGCGGGUCAUCCUUUGCUCCUGGCAACCAAAAGGUUACCACAUGUAGUUGUGAUGUUGGAACGUUGCCGCUUUUGGUUUUAUAUUUUCCUUAUCUCCAAGUUCAACAUGAGAUUAGGAUCCCCCACAAAUUCGUUCGACGUUAGCCAAAGAUGCAAAUGA
Molecule: messenger RNA, 1128 nt
Organism: Strongylus vulgaris
Lineage: Eukaryota; Metazoa; Nematoda; Chromadorea; Rhabditida; Strongylidae
Source: the annotation of a GenBank genome assembly